Messenger RNA from Lentinula edodes (shiitake mushroom), 558 nucleotides. RefSeq lists its product as uncharacterized. The transcript has 3 exons. Gene Ontology annotation, molecular function: ubiquitin binding. The coding region runs from base 1 to 558 and encodes 185 amino acids. The record is from RefSeq and is a predicted model, not a curated record. NCBI's taxonomy places the organism in Eukaryota, Fungi, Basidiomycota, Agaricomycetes, Agaricales, Omphalotaceae.
AUGGGUGAAGUAGUAAAUGUUAUCGUGGCAUUUGCUGUGAUUGUCUUCAUCUUUCGCUGGGCUACGUCGAGCGGUCCCGAGGGCGGAGCUCCUUCACCCGCUGACGCGCUCGGCUUCCGACCAAAGAAUGUAACUCAGGAUAUGAUGGACACCGUUGAGAAUAUGUUUCCUGGUAUCCCGAGAGAUAAUGUACGGUACGAUCUCCUCCGCACGGGCAGUGUAGAGAGAACAACGAAUAAGAUACUCGAAAGAGGAUUUCUUGAUACUCCUCCUCCAUCAUACUAUACCCUAUAUGCCCGCGCUACCCCAGGUGCAUCAUCAACGGUCAAUGCGGACGACGUUGCCGUUUCGUCAUCACGGAUAAAACCGAAGGAGACCCUGAUUUCGCGGUAUAAUCUCCAAUCCAAGUUGAAUGAUGUUUCAGAGAUAGCUGCGUUGAACGAUGCAGGUGAGGUCGGUGCUGGUGGUGGAAAAGCCAAAUGGGAAGACACACCGGAAAAGAGGGAAGCCAGUUUAAAAGAGAGGAAGGAGAAGAUGAUUUUGGCUGCGAGGCAGUGA